AUGCACCAUGCUGCAGCCCUGUCACAUGUUCCAUGGGUCUUGCAAGAAGAACUUACGGCAGCGUAUACUUAUAUCCUGUCAAUGAAUCCGUGGACAGACUCGCAAAUCGCAGCCUUUCAUCUCCUGAAGAGACUUCCGGCCGCAUUUGCAUCCAUCGAAAACAUCUUCGGAUGUGGCAAGACCAGUGUUCAAGCAGUGAUGGCCGUACUUUGCCAGAGACUUAUGUACCGGGUUUUAAUGAUUGCCCCAUAUAAGGCUCCUUUUUUGGCCCUAGAGAGCCAGCUGUCCGAUCUAGACAGCACUGUUCCAGCCCUGCAGUUCCUUCAGUCGCAAAUGGAAAAGCGAAAAACGUUACGUUCAGAACCACAGGGUGAUGGUGAUACAUACAGAGAGCGACCAGGAGGCCCCUGGUACAUGGGUCGGCUUUAUGCAAGGCCUCAACAACGCACAAGUGUCCCGUUAGGGUACUCCAAUUACCACGUCGGCAAUAUCUUUAAAAUGGUUGCAAGUUUAUUGGCCACUCUGAUGACUAGCAAAGGUAUAUCUGUUACUGAGCUGUCAUGCCACGACAUCGAUCAGUAA
Messenger RNA from Aspergillus pseudonomiae, 582 nucleotides. RefSeq lists its product as uncharacterized. Bases 1 to 582 code for a protein of 193 amino acids. The record is from RefSeq and is a predicted model, not a curated record. The transcript has a single exon. Lineage: Eukaryota; Fungi; Ascomycota; Eurotiomycetes; Eurotiales; Aspergillaceae.